UAGGAAUUAUGAAUAAUUCCGUCUAUGGCGAUGGCUCGAACAUUUCAGAACUAGUUCAACCGCUCUGUGUCUCCCACAACCAAAGCACUUUCCCGCCACUGCGACUGGAAUCCAAAUCGCUGGUCACUUCAGCCACUAUGUUCGCUUUUGGAGUCAUGGGGAACCUCAUUGCCAUUGUUGUGUUGUGCAUCUCAAAGAAAGAGCAGAAGGAGACCACGUUCUAUACGCUGGUUGUUGGAAUGGCUAUCACGGACCUGUUGGGCACCUGUUUCACCAGCCCGGUGGUUAUCGCCACCUACAUAGCCCAGAGGUGGCCCGGUGGAGAGYUACUGUGUGACUUUUUCUCCUUCUCUAUGCUCUUUUUCGGCUCGGCUGGAAUGUCCAUUCUGUGCGCCAUGGCAGUUGAACGAUACCUGGCCAUAAACCACGCGUAUCUUUACUCCCAAUACAUUGACCGGACGACGGCGCGUUUGGCGCUCAUGGGCAUCUACCUGGCUAACAUUGUGCUGUGCAUCAUGCCCAGCUUUGGUUUCGGGAAGCAUGUGCGCCACUUCCCGGGCACGUGGUGUUUUUUGGACUGGAGGGCGACGGACCCCCUCGCUGCCUCGUACUCGUUUCUGUAUGGCGGGUUCAUGCUGGUGUUGAUUGCGGUGACAGUUCUGUGCAACUUCGCAGUGUGUCGGUCACUUGUGGGGAUGAGCCAGAAGACGCGGAUAGUGAGAGCGAAGGUGUCCGCGCAAGUAGGCUCACGGCGCGUGUUCCUGCCCUCCGUCACCUGCCCGUCCGCGGCUGAGAUCCAAAUGUUCUGGCUGCUGAUAUUUAUGACCAUCGUUUUCCUGGUGUGCUCCAUUCCUUUGGUGGUGCGCAUCUUUGUAAACCAGCUGUAUGGUCCUUCCAACAUCUGUGCCGGAGUGAAUCCAGAUUACCGCAGUGAUCUGAUGGCCAUUCGCUUCGCCUCGUUCAACCCCAUUCUGGACCCCUGGGUAUACAUCCUCUGUAGGAAGAACCUGUUGGUCAAGGGCUGUGAGAGGGUAAAGAAGACAGUUGGGCAAGUCAAGGCGGGCCGCGGGCRUAAUUUAGGCUGGGUUGGCACUAGCAGUCAUCAUUCACUCCCGUCGUUUGAACACAGCAACGAGACCAGUUACGCGUCAUUACGCACGACCAACUACAGAAACGAUUCGGAGACCCAGGUUACCACCAAAAAUAAAUCGUUUACAGACUUUACCAUGCGACAAGCCUGGGACCUUGACACGGCGCGGGCGAACUUUCAUCCGUUUAGUGUAGACCAGACUACCGUGAUCGGUUUCGAGGCGGAGAUAGCGGUGGUGUCCAACCCGGCCAUGAUCGCGUCACAGCUCGGAAGCAGCGAGGCGCUUCCGGAGAUGUGCUCACCAGCAGGUCUUCAUAGACACGUCAGUAAAGUGGACAUAGUCACCUGUACCUUCAGCACACUAAGCUCCUGUCAAUCGGAGAAGUGUCUCUGAUCAACUGUUUCCCAACAAACGUAAAUGUUUUCAUAUAGACUUUUACAGCAAAUGUCUGAGAUGCUGAACACAGA
Salvelinus sp. IW2-2015 is the source of this 1558-nucleotide messenger RNA. RefSeq names its product prostaglandin E receptor 4 (subtype EP4) c (gene ptger4c). NCBI's taxonomy places the organism in Eukaryota, Metazoa, Chordata, Actinopteri, Salmoniformes, Salmonidae. The transcript has 2 exons. The record is from RefSeq and is a predicted model, not a curated record. Gene Ontology annotation, biological process: positive regulation of cytosolic calcium ion concentration; cellular response to prostaglandin E stimulus; inflammatory response. Gene Ontology annotation, cellular component: plasma membrane. Bases 9 to 1484 code for a protein of 491 amino acids. Gene Ontology annotation, molecular function: prostaglandin E receptor activity.